Messenger RNA from Meriones unguiculatus (Mongolian gerbil), 991 nucleotides. It is a transcript of the gene Mrpl47, whose product is annotated as mitochondrial ribosomal protein L47. Gene Ontology annotation, biological process: mitochondrial translation. Gene Ontology annotation, molecular function: structural constituent of ribosome. NCBI's taxonomy places the organism in Eukaryota, Metazoa, Chordata, Mammalia, Rodentia, Muridae. Gene Ontology annotation, cellular component: mitochondrial ribosome; mitochondrial large ribosomal subunit. The record is from RefSeq and is a predicted model, not a curated record. The transcript is spliced from 8 exons. Bases 53 to 889 code for a protein of 278 amino acids.
UGCAGCGGAAGUGACAUUGUGGGCACCUACACAGUGGACUCUCUUUAGAAACAUGGCUGCCGCCAGUGUAGCGGGUAUUUGUAGAAGAGUGUCAGCGUUUCUGAAGACUACCGGCUCCCUAGUAAAUCUCAAGGCCUCUGCUGGCUCCAGAGUCCUAAACCACACUCCUCUCUGUGCCACCCGUGGAAGGCUCACUUUUACCAGCUGGCAAAAGCCACGCCUCGCAAUUAACAGGUUUCCUUUUAGUUUGUUGCAUAAGAACAGACCACAUGUCACAUCUUUUCUCCAGUGUAAAUUACUUCAUACCACGUUGUCAAGGAAAGGACUAGAAGAAUUUUUUGAUGACCCAAAGAACUGGGGGAAAGAAAAAGUCAAAUCUGGAGCUUCAUGGACCUGCCAGCAGCUAAGGAACAAAAGUAAUGAAGAUUUACAUAAACUUUGGUACGUCCUUCUGAAGGAAAGAAACAUGCUUCUAACUCUAGAGCAGGAGGCCAAACGACAGAGAUUGCCAAUGCCAAGUCCAGAGCGGUUAGAAAAGGUUGUUGAUUCCAUGGAUGCCUUAGAUAAAGUUGUCCAGGAGAGGGAAGAUGCUCUAAGGCUUCUUCAGACCGGUCAAGAAAGAGCAAGACCUGGUGCUUGGAGAAAGGACAUCUUUGGACGAAUCAUCUGGCACAAAUUCAAGCAGUGGCCUAUCCCUUGGUACCUAAAUAAAAGAUACAACAGGAAACGGUUCUUCGCAAUGCCUUACGUGGAUCGCUUUGUCAGACUAAGACUUGAGAAACAAGCCCGCAUUGAAGCAAGGAAGAAAGGUUUACAGAAAAAGAAAGAAAAGAUUCUCCAGGCAAAGUUCCCACAUCUCUCUAAAGAGCAGAUAUCAAGCACUGUCUAAGAUGAGAUCCAGAAGUCUGGUUCCAUUGUUCUUAAAGCACAGUCUGUCAUGAUGUGAAUGUUUCUGUUAGGCAGUUUAUAAAGAAAUGCUUUUGUCAACUGA